Molecule: messenger RNA, 1832 nt
Organism: Cuscuta epithymum
Lineage: Eukaryota; Viridiplantae; Streptophyta; Magnoliopsida; Solanales; Convolvulaceae
Source: the annotation of a GenBank genome assembly
CAACAGUUGUGUUGAAUGGAAUAUCAAGAAUGCCAUUGAAUAGAAAUUAGAAACCCCUUCUUUCUUUUAUCUAUCCUCGUCCGCCAUGGACGGGCGCAGAGCCCUCGUUUCGAUUCCAAUGGGAGACAAUUUCGAAGAGAUAUUGAACACCUACUUCACGAACGGGGCGGAAGUAGAGAUUAGCAGCAACGACGAUGGCUUCCGCGGCGCAUGGUACGAAGGGAAGGUGAUCCGCGCCGUGUCAAAAAAAGUCAGAAAGACUCAAAGCAAGAAGGAGAAGCGGGUGGAGGUCGUGGUGGAGUAUGAGACGCUAAUGGCUGACGAGGCCGGGAAAGUGCCUCUGCAGGAGACAGUCGACAUCGUUCAAGUCCGGCCGCGGCAGCCCCGAGAGGGCCUUCGCAGAUUCAAGUCCAGCGAGGAGGUGGACGCCUUCUACAACGAUGGAUGGUGGGAAGGCAUCGUAAUCGCUGCGCUGGAAGGCGGCAAGUACUCGGUGUUCUUCAGGGCAACCAGGGAGCAGCUAGAUUUCGCUGGAUCGGACCUCCGUCUCCACCGCGAGUGGGCCAACGGAGAAUGGAUCCCGCGCUUGCGGGAUGGAGAUGCUGAGGAAAAUAAAAUAUCAAAAGAGGAGAAACCUGACAAUGAUAUUAGUCAACAAACUUUCCAUCAAGGAAUGAUGGUCGAAGUAAGCAGUGAUGAAGAGGGUUACGAUGGUGCUUGGUUUGUUGCUACUGUCGUAAAACAACUAGACAGUGGUAAUUACAUGGUAGAGUAUCAGAGCUUAAGGAAUGAUGACGACACAGCGUUUGUGCAAGAAGAGGUUGAUCAUAUGCAUAUACGGCCAUGUCCUCCUGAUACUGGCAGAGUUAAGAGCUUCAAAGUUUUUGAUAGAGUAGAUGCUCUGUAUAAUGACGGAUGGUGGGUAGGGACGAUCUAUAAAGUUCUUAGAGGUAACAAUAAAUACAUUGUCUACUUCAGCAACACUAAAGAGGAAUUGACGUUUAAGCAAGCUGAUUUGCGGCAGCACCAGGAUUGGGUUAACAGGAAAUGGAAGAAAGCUCCCAAGGUAAGAUGACAAUUGGUUCUUUCUAUUUUGAAGUACUCCGUAAUUAGUAUUGUCUUAGCAAUCUCUUUUUUCAAUGUGUUGUAAAUUGUGUUUUCUGGUGGUUUUAUCUAGGGAGAAGGAAAAAAUAAAUCUUUGAACAAUAUACAUUGGACACAUAUACUUCUCAACUUUUUUUGGAACAACUAACACAAAAAACUUGUAAAAUUAGAAUAAAUAUGCCCUUGAACUCUACAUUAGAAAACAUAUAUGUACCCCUAAAUUGUUUGGACCAAGGGCAUUGUGUUCAUUUGUUCCGAAACUCUUUUGAGGCCUUCUCUCUUAUGUGCGUGUUUGUGCACAUCUCUUUGAAUAUGGGCAUGCAUGGAUUGAAUAUAAUCUGAUUUAAGCUUGUCUUUCAGUACUUCAUAAUGAUGUUGAAAUUUGGACUGAGCUCCUUUGAUCUUCACAGGAUAAAAAAUUACCAUCUUCAAGCUCCAACAAAUCCAAGGGCUAAUGUAUGAUUACGCCUGAUCGACCUCAGCAUAUAUUCAUUUUCAGUUCGGGAAGGCCUUCAGAAUUUGGUGAAGAUUUUCAUAAUAUAGUAGUAAUAGACCUGCCGGCCUUAGUUUCCCCAAAUGUAAAACAAAGCAUAGGUUAUAUGGAAAGGCUGGAACAAGAUUAACUUCACAGUUAUUUCCAGUUCCAUAUUCUGCUCCUCUCAUUCCAAAAUGUCUGGUUAUUAGUACUCAAUUAAAUGAAUAAGUAAAAAACACCAUUUUCACUCCAA